AUGGCACCCGCCCCAUACACCGCCGAACCGGGCAACUGGUUCCUUCGUGGAGUCCAGUCUGCAGUUUUUUACUAUGUCUCUUGCUCGCCCUGGCUCGGCUACAAACACAGGAGAAAAAGGCGGAGGGAAGCGAAAGAGCAAGCUCAAGCGAAAGCAGAAAUUGUUGUCACUCAACCAGGCAUCGUCACCCAGCCUGGGCCUUUUCAGACAAAUGAAGCAUGGGCAGAAGAGUUGAUGCUGGGUCCUGGACCACCUAAAGGCUGGAAGAAAGAUACGCUGCUGCAGAAAAUUCAAAAGAAAGUGCCCAAAGAGCCGCCCGGCUCAAAUCCUCAGCCCCCAUCCGCUGAAACACCUGCACCGAGCUCUGAGCCGGGAAACUCGUCAGCAAGACCAUCGACGCCGCUCACAGACUCACCCACUGAGCUCUCAAUAAGAACGUCUUCAACCACAAACGAGGUCGGGGAUGUGGACGUCAUCGCGAGCUGGAACAAAUCUGCUUCGGAUCAGGAGAGACCACCGCGAGAAAGAAGACUGUCUAGCGCAAUGGAGAAUUUUAAAGACUCUCUCCGCACGACCUUACACCCGCCCAAAUGGAACUGGAAAAGAUAUGACCGUGAGGAUGAAAUUCUAGCUGGGUUCACUGAAAGGGUAACGAGAAUAUGGAAUCGGGCGACUUCAGGAAUGCAUCACGAGGAUGCCGAGGAGCAGCAAGAAGGCGGGGAACCGUCAACGUACAGACGCAAGCGUGCGCCCACUGACGAGAGUGAGCGAUACGACUAUAAUCGAGUAAGGCAUCCCGAAGUGAAUGAUCUGCAUCCUCCGGUGGUUUCCCAGCUCCCUGCUACGAGGGCCGAAGCUGCCUGGAUGUUGCUUCCUCCUCCCAGUGCUGCAGUCAUGGAAGCACGCACAAGACCUGCUGCGGAACCUGAGAUGCGCUUUCCUCUAUGCGUUAUUGGCAGGCCGCGAAAACAGACGGAACCAAAGCCAUCGUUGGCCAAGACACGAUCUUCUGAACAGGUCGAAAUGCAAGACUUGGUGUACCCUAGUGAUGCUGAAGACGAAGAUGACGGCCUCAGCGGCAGUGAGACACAAAGUGUCAACGAAAGCAUCGACCAUCGCCAGGCGCACCGUGAGAAAAGUGAGAAUAAAAAUCCGGUACGGAUCAAGCACUUGUCGGAUCCGAUCAUCAAACCUGCACCAGUUGUGCAUCCCGUAUCACGGAUUGCAGGAGACUUGUUUGUCCCGAAGAGAAGGGAUUCGUGGCAGUUUCAUUAUGUUGUCCCAUCGAACCAGCCGAUGGAGUGGUGA
Molecule: messenger RNA, 1308 nt
Organism: Fonsecaea erecta
Lineage: Eukaryota; Fungi; Ascomycota; Eurotiomycetes; Chaetothyriales; Herpotrichiellaceae
Exons: 1
Coding region: 1-1308 (435 amino acids)
Source: RefSeq, a predicted model, not a curated record